Molecule: messenger RNA, 1629 nt
Organism: Erigeron canadensis
Lineage: Eukaryota; Viridiplantae; Streptophyta; Magnoliopsida; Asterales; Asteraceae
Product: probable methyltransferase At1g29790
Exons: 1
Coding region: 71-1342 (423 amino acids)
Molecular function (GO): methyltransferase activity
Source: RefSeq, a predicted model, not a curated record
UCUUGUUUUCCCUAUACUUCACCUGCUCACUCUUACUCCAUCAUCCUCAUUUUCUAAAUCUUGAAAAACCAUGGGCUCAGUUUCUUUAAAAAUUGGUGAUGGCACUGCAAGGUUCAAAAAAGCCACUUUUUGUUCAUCAGCUGUACAUAUUCUUAUGUUAUUUUCAGUCAUAACAACAAAUCUAUUUGCUUUAUAUGCAUUUACAUACUCCCCAAAACAUCAUCAUCAUCAGAUUCACUUUCUCACACACCAUCACACACACAAAAACAUAUCUUUAAUAUCUGAACAAGUUUCUUUAAUCUUGAGAGAGAUUGAUUCUUCACAAAAGAAACUUGCCCAGAUGGAAAAACAGCUUCUUGGUUAUGAAAGUUUGGAUCUUGGCACACCCCAUAUAGCAAAUGAGCUUAAAUUGUUUCUUGAAAAAAAUCAGCUUCCUUUAGGUAAAGAUUCUAGAACUGGGAUCACUGAAAUGGUUUCAUCAGUUGGGCAUUCUUGUCAUAAGUCUAUAGAUGUUUUGUAUACAUAUAUGAAUUAUAAACCAAAUGGGGUUUGUCCUGAUGAUUGGAGUGUUGGUCAAAAGUUGGUUUUGAAUGGGUGUGAGCCUUUGCCUAGAAGAAGAUGUUUAAGUAAAAUAGUGCCUAAAGUUGGUCUUUAUGAUUUCCCUAAUUCACUUUGGAAAAAUGUGAGUGAAAAGAUUUAUAGUUGGAGUGGUAUUGGAUGUAAGAAUUUGAAGUGUUUAAAUAGUAAAAAGUUAAAUAGAGAUUGUGCUGGUUGUUUUGAUUUAAGUAAAAAUGGUAAUGAGAUGGCAAGAUUUGUUAAGUCAAAAGGUAAAAAUGAUUUCUUGCUUGAUGAUGUUUUGAGUUUAGGAAGUGGUGGGAUUAGGAUUGGUUUCGAUAUUGGUGGUGGAUCGGGUACUUUUGGUGCGAGAAUGGCCGAAAAAAAUGUGACUAUAGUUACUGCUAGUUUGAAUGUAGAUGCCCCGUUUAAUGAGUUUAUAGCUGCUAGAGGUUUGUUUCCUUUGUAUUUAAGUUUAGAUCAUAGGUUUCCAUUUUAUGAUAAUGUUUUCGAUAUAAUUCAUGUUGGGAAUGGGCUAGAUAUUGGUGGGAGAGGUGAAAAGCUUGAAUUUUUAAUGUUUGAUAUUGAUCGGGUCAUUCGGGCUGGUGGGUUGUUUUGGUUGGAUAAUUUUCUUUGUUCGAAUGAUGAGAAGAGAAAGAAUUUGACUCGUUUGAUAGAACGAUUUGGGUACAAGAAAUUGAAAUGGGUUGUUGGUGAGAAGAUUAAUGGUUCAGGCAACUCUGAGGUUUACUUGUCUGCUGUUCUUCAGAAGCCGGUGAGAGCUUGAAGGUUGUUUCAACUACGGGGUAAGAGUUUAGUGUUGGUAGUGGUUUUAAGAUAUUAUAUAUUGUUAAAUUUUGAUUAUAUUUGAUGGUUACAUAAAUUAAAUUCCUUUUAGAAUGCGAAAUAAGUGAAAUGAAGAAUGCUUGUUCGUACACUUGAUAGGAUGAAACUUGGUUCAGAUAUUCGCUUUGUAUUCUAGAAUUCUCUGUCAAUUACCCAAGUUUAAUAGCAAGUUAGAUUCAUGAACUUCUGUAUAUCUUAUUGUUGAUUUAAAAGUUUUUGUCUUUGAAA